Lodderomyces orthopsilosis Co 90-125 is the source of this 2031-nucleotide messenger RNA. RefSeq lists its product as uncharacterized. Bases 1 to 2031 code for a protein of 676 amino acids. The record is from RefSeq and is a predicted model, not a curated record. The transcript has a single exon. NCBI's taxonomy places the organism in Eukaryota, Fungi, Ascomycota, Pichiomycetes, Serinales, Debaryomycetaceae.
AUGCUCACUCCGAAUAAAUAUUGUACUGCCCCAGAUUUCAACAAAGUAACCUCCCACCCCAUGACAAGUAUAGACCCCUCCGACACUGCAGGAAUACCCGACACUUGCUGUUUCUGCCUAGGAACUGACAUUGACAUCCCGUCAUUUGGAACGAUUCAAGAUGCACAAGAUAUGCUAAAACCAUGUUCCACAUGUUCAUUAGUUUGCCAUCGAAGAUGUUUAUUGGAUUGGCUCGAAACCAUCCCUCCUGAUAAAUUGCGUGUCAUACACGCCAGUGCAAACCCCGCAAAUGUCUCGCUAUUAACGAGGAUGAACCGAGAACAUGCUGGUGAUAUUGGUAUAGGACAAGCGCAAACUGCAAACACAACAAUCAGAAUCGAUAUAACAGCACUGGCACUUGAGAGUUGGUUCAAUAAUAUAACCAAUUUUGCAACCAAUGAUAACGAAACAGAUGAGGAUAGUGAAAACGACUCAUUUGUUGCAGAUGAUGAACAAGAUUUAUCUCAUGAGCAUAUGGUGCACAGGAGUGGUAGAGGCAGUCAUAGUGAGAAUUCUUCAACGAACACUAGUGAGUCGAUAGUGUACAUUUUAGCUCCAUGUCCACAAUGUAAGAAAUGGAUAAUGUUUUCCAUGAAGAGAUCUUUGCUACUUACGAUACACUCGACUUUGAAAUCAGCUGUUACGAGACUAGUGAGAUAUGGUACUAUAUUCCUUGGAAUUACAUCUGCACUCACAGGUAUAGUAUCAAUGGGAUACAUUGGAUUAACAAGUGUUGGUUUGAAAAUGAUGGAUAAUAUUAUUCCUGCUCCUUUGUUGAUACGUUUAUUGACACGCAAAUCACUACUCAAGUCACAAAGCACAUAUUCUUCGUUAUCGAGGAUAUUAUUCGGCAACUCUGCAUCUUAUGCUGUUGAUAAUUUAGAGCAAGCUUUGGUUCAAGGGUUGAUUGAUCCGUUAAAGUUUUCACGUAUUCCUGUGUUGCCAUUGGUAAUGUACCGAGCAAGAUCAUCAUCCAUUUUCAAGUUAAUCUUUGGUCGUCGUGAUGAAGAGUUUCCUAGUGCAUUAAUAACUGAGUUUAUGAUUAGUGCUUACAUUUCCUCAAUUGGCGACCAUUCCCUCGUUCGUGCUAUUUACAGAAACGUCAAAUCCGAUUUCAUUAAUGGGCUUCAACACGGAUUGAAUUUCACGGUCAAUCCUUUAAGAGAUAUUGAUCUCCUUUCUACAAACAAUAUAAUAUCAAUGUUGGCACCAUUGCGUUGGACUUAUGAUCUUGCGUAUCGCCUUUCAUUCAAUCGUGCUUAUUUCAAUCUCACUAUGGAAUCAAGACCUAGAGCAAUAGCAAAUAGUCUAAGCGAAGCUGAAAUUGAUCAAUUAGAAAAUUUGAAUAAUCAGUUGAAUGAUUUCACCACCGAACAUCGCAAAAUUUAUCACAAUAUUGACAAACGUAUUGAAGCAAGCACAUCCUCAAACAUCCCCGUACUUUCAACAUUGGUCAAGUUUGCUCAUAAACAGGUUUUGUACUUGCAUGCUUUACGCAAAUCAUGGCUUAAAUACAUCAAGUUGAAAUUGAUUUCAAAUGUCAAAUUCACGUGGGCAUGUCUUCGAUUUGACUACUCUACACCAUUAGCUUCAAAUGGAGCCAUUAUAAAAAGCCUAACAACAAUAUUUUGGCCAUACCUUGCAUCGAAACUAGGUUUGUUUAUUGCUCCUUUAUUGAGCAAGCACUUUAUCGUUUAUGAUAAAUUACAUGUUGACAAAAAGAUACUCAUUGCUAAUAUUGUCGGGUUGGUUCUUGUAGCAAUUGGGAAAGAAAUUCCACUGCUUUAUAUGGCCAAGAAAAAAGUUCAACAAAUGUCAAAAAUUGUACUGGUUGAUUCAAAAGAUCUUGGCUUUUUCAAAAGCUUAACUGCGAGUCUUUUACGAGAGGGGAGAAACGAUGAUAAUUACGACGACGAUGAGGGUACGUUAGGUGAAGCGGGGAAUGCAUUACUUAAUGAUCUUGCUAAUUUGCCUGGUACUUUCCCUCAAUAA